Perca flavescens (yellow perch) is the source of this 646-nucleotide messenger RNA. Its product is annotated as complement C1q-like protein 2. NCBI's taxonomy places the organism in Eukaryota, Metazoa, Chordata, Actinopteri, Perciformes, Percidae. The record is from RefSeq and is a predicted model, not a curated record. The transcript has 3 exons. Gene Ontology annotation, molecular function: protein binding. The coding region runs from base 23 to 646 and encodes 207 amino acids.
CGAAGUUAAAUCAACUUGGAAGAUGAAGUCUACCAUUUUGCUGUUUGUUUCUAUGUUCUGGGGCCUGAUUUUGGCCCAAGAUGAUACUCCUGAAAUAGAAAAAACUAGUGGAACACAGUCAUAUGACACGUGUGAUCUCCUGAAAGAGUUUGGUGCCCUGAGAGAAAAACUGGGAGUUAUGGAAACCAGGCUGAAGGACAGUGAAAACCAGAUUCUUGAACUGAAGAAAAAAAAAACAACUAAGGUAGCAUUUAGUGCAGCAAUAGGUGGGAGUGGAGAACCCAUUGGACCCUUCAACACAGACACAACUUUAAUCUACAAAACGGUGAUAACAAACAUUGGCAAUGCCUACAAUGAACAUACUGGUAUCUUCGGAGCACCCGUUACAGGCAUUUACUACUUCACCUUUCAUUAUCAUGCUGGAGGAGGACACCCAGUGAGUCUAGUCCUCAUCAAGAACAGCCAGAGUGUUGUGACGGCCUAUGACAACCAAACACUGAAUGACGGGGCUGAUAACGGAGGCAACGCAGUGUUCGUGCAGCUGCAGCAAGGGGACCAGGUGUUUGUACGCUUAGGUGCAAAUACACAUGUGUGGGGAAACAAUGAAAUCACCACCUUCAGCGGUUUUUUGGUCAAUCAGGAUUGA